AUGUCGCUGCAGGUGACGCCGCCGCCAACGACGAUGACGAUGUCGAUGAUAACGCAGCCAUUACGUAAACCAAAAUCAUGGUGGAUUGAAAAAAUACCCGAAAAGAAAGAACGGAUGCGAUUUUCCGAAUCGUUAAAGGAUUUUCUGGCACAUAUCUCAUUGCAUGGUUAUUCAAAGUUGGUAGAGGAGAAAAAAGGAUUUCGUGAAAAAAUGAUUUGGUUUGUUUUUCACAUAGUGACUCUUGCUUUGUUAAUUUUAUUUCUUAAAUACACUAUAACUGAGUUUUUUGGUCAACAUUUGCAUGUAACUCUUUAUGAUCCACUGUACCCUAUCGAAAAGAUACCAUUUCCAACAGUUUCCAUUUGUUCAAUUAAUCGAAUUUCUAAUGCAUCUUCAUUAUUGUAUGCUACUGAAUUAAGCAAUAGAGACCCUAGAAGAAGAAAACCCGAGUAUUUUUAUGGGAAUAUUAAAAUGCUUUCGUAUUUAUUUCAAUCUGAAGACGCCAUGGACCUGGAUAGAGCUUUAUAUUUUCAAGGUUUUUUGGAUUUGUAUGAUACAGAUGAUGAAGUAUUUUUUAAUACUAGUAAAACCAUGCAACUUCUUUCUCCGUCAUGUAAUGACAUCUUGAAAGAUUGUCAUUUAGGAGGCAAGACUAUUGAUUGUCUUACAGAAUUCGAAAUGGGAUUAACAAAAUACGGAUAUUGUUGUACUUUCAAUAGCAAGAAUAAAUAUCGUAUGCGUUCGCAUAAAAUGCGAUUUUUUGGUUCAACUCAAGGUUUAUCGGUGACUCUGCGAUCAUUAUCGAAUGACACUUUUUACAAUGUACUAGAAACAGAUGGCUUCAUUGUUUUAGUUCAUCCGCAUAGUUUGUAUGGAGACGUUUCAUCAGGUGGUGUCAGUGAACGUUUUAUUCCAAGUCAACUAGACUCUUAUAUGGCAAUUACACCAAGAUCAACUGAUAGUGUUCCAAGUAUUAGGCACUACAGCCCAAAAUUGAGAGCUUGCUACUUUGACGAUGAACUCCCUAAUAUGUACGGAGAAAAUUAUAGCCUGAAUAGAUGUAUUACACAAUGUCGCAUCAGGAGCAUCAUUGUACUUUGUGAAUGUUUACCAUUUUACUAUCCAUAUCACUUCUUAGACACGAACACUGCAAUAGUCCACUGUACAUUACAGCAUCUGGAGUGUCUAAAUCGAUACGAGUUUAAAUGGAUGAACGUCAUAACCCAAAGACAAACGGUUCGAGGACUCGAACGUGAAAUGGAAGAUGGUCUUUAUUGUCCUGAAUGCCUGCCGUCUUGUUCCGACAUCCAAUACAAGGUGUCAUUGAUGUCACUGCCUUUGGAUCGAUUCCGUUAUGGUGGUGGUCGUGUUCAGUGAGUAUAGAGAAAAUAGCAUGAGAAAGUAGAAAUAUUAAAAUUUUUUUACUUUUCAUCUUUUUUUUUUCCUUCGGAAAAUGGUAUUUUUUUUCAUAUGAACCGUAUCUAUAGCAACAUCACGGACAUCACCAAGUUGCAACUUUAUUUCGCCGAGCCGACUGUUCCAUUUUAUAGGCAGAUUAUUAAAAAUUCUUGGUUUGAGGUUUUCAGUACAAUUGGUAACAUAUGCGGAAUUGUUACCGGAUUCUCGUUGGUUGCAGUCUGUGAGAUAUUAUACUUUUUUGGUGGGGAGAUUUUCGUAUUCUUGUGGGAGACAAUCAUGGCGGAUCGGAUGAAGGGAGAUGCAGAGAAACAAAAGUUAAUUAUUUGUCCUUAA
This is a messenger RNA of Episyrphus balteatus (marmalade hoverfly), 1752 nucleotides long. Its product is annotated as sodium channel protein Nach-like. Gene Ontology annotation, biological process: sodium ion transmembrane transport. The transcript has 9 exons. Lineage: Eukaryota; Metazoa; Arthropoda; Insecta; Diptera; Syrphidae. Gene Ontology annotation, cellular component: membrane. Gene Ontology annotation, molecular function: ligand-gated sodium channel activity. The record is from RefSeq and is a predicted model, not a curated record.